Messenger RNA from Heterotrigona itama, 1082 nucleotides. Lineage: Eukaryota; Metazoa; Arthropoda; Insecta; Hymenoptera; Apidae. The record is from the annotation of a GenBank genome assembly.
UUUGUUAAAAUAAUAAUUUUUGAAACUUAAUUUAAAUCAAUUUUCUAUAAAUAUAUACAAAAACUAUUUUAUGUUCUAUGCAGUAUAUUUAAUAAAAUUUUUCAGUUAAAUAAAACAGUCUGUGAUGCGCAGGUUUAACGAGCAGCAUGAUCACAAAGUAACUUUACGAUUAUAUAUCGUUAUUCUUACUUCAACUAAAACUGUAUAUUUAGAAAUAGUACAUUGACACAACUACGUUUAGAUUUGUUUAUUAUAAAUAUGGAAGUAGUUAGAAGUGUAUGGAAAAAUCCCGUUUUGUUGUACAAAACUUUACUGCGGGCAUCAUCUAGAAAUAGUAGCAGUUCAACAUCAAAAGUAAUAAAAAAAGAUGUUUCUGUGAGAGAUAAUGAUUUGCAAUUAUCAAAUGUAGAUGGAGAUAUAAUUGCACAAAAUGAUAUAACAUUUAAUGCUCUUGUGUCAACUGAAGAGUUAUUGGCACAAAUAGGAUUGGCAAGGGAAUUUGCAACAGAUAGCAAAGUUGAACAUCCUUAUGUUGAUAAAUUAAAAAGAGUUCAAAUGAUUUUGUUUGAUUUAAGUCAUGCUAUAUCAAAACCAAUACCUGGAAAAACUGAAGCAUUUGAAAGUAAACAUAUUAAUGAUUUGGAAGAAUGGAUAGCAGAAUAUGCCAAUCAACUACCUCCUCAGGAAACAUAUAUUAUUCCGGGUGGUGGUAAAGCUUGUUCUAUGUUACAUUCAGCAAAAGCAAUAUGUAAACGCGUAGAACGAAAUGUUGCAUUUUUAGUCCAAGAUGGUUUGUUAAAUAAAGAAGCACAAAUAUAUUUAAACAAAUUACAAAACUUCCUAUUAACAACCUCACGAAUUGCAGCAAAAUGUGAUCAACGUACAGAAAACAUAUAUAUUCCUAGAGUAGAAGUUGAAAAAACUGAAGAAAACUAAAUUAUAGAACGUAUAAAAAAAAUCUGUAGAUUAUUUCUUACUGCUUUUAUUGUAAAAGUAUAUAUACUUUUAUAGUAUAAAAGCAUAUAUGUAAAAGUAUAUAUAUAUAUAUAUACAUACAUAAACAAUAUAUAUAUAUAUAUAUA